Messenger RNA from Callithrix jacchus (white-tufted-ear marmoset), 753 nucleotides. It is a transcript of the gene LALBA, whose product is annotated as lactalbumin alpha. Gene Ontology annotation, molecular function: lactose synthase activity; lysozyme activity; calcium ion binding. Lineage: Eukaryota; Metazoa; Chordata; Mammalia; Primates; Cebidae. The record is from RefSeq and is a predicted model, not a curated record. Gene Ontology annotation, biological process: defense response to Gram-positive bacterium; defense response to Gram-negative bacterium; lactose biosynthetic process.
AGAGGUGAAGCUGAGUGAUGCUUCCAUUUCAGGUUCUUGGGGGCAGCCAAAAUGAUGUCCUUUGUCCCUCUGCUCCUGGUGGGCAUCCUGUUCCCUGCCAUCCCUGCCAAGCAAUUUACAAAAUGUGAGCUGUCCCAGGAGCUGAAAGCCAUGGAUGGUUAUAGAGGCAUCUCUUUGCCUGAAUUCAUCUGUACCAUGUUUCACACCAGUGGUUAUGAUACACGAGCCAUAGCUGAAAACAAGGGCAGCACGGAAUAUGGACUCUUCCAGAUCAGUAAUAAGCAUUGGUGCAAGAGCAACCAGAUCCCUCAGUCAAGGAAUAUCUGUGACAUCUCCUGUGACAAGUUCCUGGAUGAUGACAUUACUGAUGACAUAAUGUGUGCCAAGAAGAUCCUGGACAUUAAAGGAAUUGACUACUGGUUGGCCCAUAAAGCCCUCUGCACUGAUAACCUGGAACAGUGGCUUUGUGAGAAGUUGUGAGCGUGUGCUGUCCUUGCCAGUCCUGCCCGGUCCACACUCCCGGAAUGUCUCUUCCCUGAUGCUACCUCAGUUUGCUUCUUUCUUUUCCCCUAAAGCUUAUCUGACUCUGAGCCUUGGGCCCUGUAGUGACACCACUGAACUCUUGAGGACUAUUUUCCAGGGAUGCCUGAGUGGUACACUGAGCUCUAGACCCUUGCUCAUUGUCCCCGAUGACACUUUCACUACAGCACAGAUUUCACCUCUGUCUUAAAUAAAGGGCCCAAUUUGGAGUCA